UCAUGUCAGCACCAUGUCUGUAAUGUAAGAAAGCUCUCAAUUAACGUUAAUGAACAAUCACUAAAGCUCUAUUCAAAUACUUCUGUGGACUGUUAAAGAUAAACAUCUCGAAUUCCGAGAAAUUAUCACUCCUUCUUUAUUUGUAGUGUAUUGUUAAACCUAACUGACGUAAACACGUAAUGAGUUUCCGGGAAAUUCCCAUCAUCAAACCGUUCUCGCGAAGUGCCACGAUGAAAAACGUAGUUAUGGCUUGCGAUAUUCAAGGAAUACGUCUCACAGACGACCAUACACUGGAAACUGCUUCUGAAGUGAUGUCCCAGUUGGAGUUUGAUAGACGAUUACCGAAUGGACGAGAUUCCUAUCUUCAAGUACUUAAAAAGCUUGACUUCCGCAGCGAACAAGAUGGCGGAGAGUGGAACAAACUAGAAGUUUUCCAAGGACAGUGUCUGAUACUGGGCGAUGCCAGAGUUGGCAAAACAAGUUUGAAGAAAUCUCUCACAGGAGUGCCGUUUGAUGCAGAUGAGCCAGGAACUACAGGGGUAGAGAUGGCUUUAGUUGACCGGAAGUGGAGACCGCUUCAUGCCGACAAUGGCCUCAAAUUUGGAAACUUUGAAAGAUUCUGGAAAUCAGUUGUCUACAAGACUGUCAUGUUUGGUCCUGCUGGAGUCCAUAUGAUCAUAGAUAAAACAGUGGCGACAACAUUUCCUUCGCUGUUGUCGUUGUCGCGGUUAGUUUGGAUGAUUUCCAUUGUGUGGCUACUAGCUUUCAGCGCUAUGUCUUUCAGUUAUUGUGUAUUUUCAGCCGCUAUAAUUUCAAUGGACUGUGCUCUGCAAGUUUUCCUAUCUGAGCGCCCUGAAGCUCUUACAUUUGCUCUGUCACUAUCCAACCUUCCUCGAGCUCUCAUAGGAAUAAUAACUAUGUAUUUACUAGCUGGAAUUAUCGGAGGAAUCGAUUGCCAAGAAUUAGACUCUUCCCCAGUUUUUGUCACAAGCCCAUUUAGUGCCAACCAAUUUAUUUGGGCACUCCAUCUUACCAUUGUUGCCGUAAUGAUCUUCCGUAUUUCGAAUUAUUUGUCGUGCCUCAUAAUGAAGUAUUUUGAGAGCCAUACUGCGCGCAUAGCGGACAAGUCACCGCUUCCGGGUCAGACGAAAUUCAACACAGCACCUCAGCUUGCAGCGCUGCUCUUGCUAAUAAUUCCCGUGAUGAGUGGUUUAGCAAUAGGAGCUAUUAGUUGGUUACAGUUACAUGCAUUGGCCAACACGACAACCCUUCACUACUGUCAAGUUCUUCAUUCUACUCUAAUUCCUACAGCUUGUCUGGUGAUUUUAAGAGUUGCUCUCGCACUGAUUCUCAAAGUAAAAUUAGAAAGCAUCACUUCGAUAAUAAUCUUUUACAUAAUAACUGGUAACAUUUAUGCUCAAUGUACUCACUUUUGUUCUGUGGGAACUUACUUGACAAUUUUCGUGGGAAUUGCCUGUUACAUUUUAUACAACGACUGGAAUACUAUCUUUUUCCUUUUCAGUGGUAAUGAAGAUUCACGGGUCAAGUACGCUAGUUUUACUUUUGUCAUUUUUGAAAAGGUAGUAUUGAACUUUAAAAAAUUGAGAAAAGCUCUUCAAUCCAUGUUUUCAAGUCUUAAACUGAGAGUUCUUGACUUCUCUGGAGAUGAAGAGUAUUAUGCUUAUCAUCAUAUCUUUAUGAGAGACAAUGCCAUCUACCUUGUGGUCUUCAACAUGGCAAACUUUGCAAAUGACCAUUUUGGAAACAUGGCAGCAAAAGUCAAAAGACUUCAAUUCUGGUUGGAGUCCAUCUGUAGCAAGGCCUCAGCAAAGACACCGAUCUUCCUUGUUGGAACACACCGUGGCAAUAUGGAAAAAUCUUGCUUCAAGAAGAUUAAUAAACAUCUGAGGAAGAAUCUGUGGAAUUCCUUUAGUGACGAGUUAGUGCUGAAUAAGGAAGAAGAUCUUUUGUAUUACCCUGUGGAAAACACUUCUGGAAACAAUGAUACUGGGAUUCAAAAUCUUCAAAGACAAAUAAUUGCCGAGGCAGAGAAAUGUAAGAUGACUAUUGGCCGUAAAAUUCCAUUUUCGUGGAUAAAAAUUCAAGAUGCAAUCAUUAACCUAAGACAAAGCAAGAAUGCAGAAUUCUGCAUAAAAUUAGCACAAUUUCCAAAGGUAGUGGCUACAGUGUGCAACUUUUUUUGCAGCAACUGGUCCAAAGAAACUUUAAAGUACUUUCAUGAGAAAGGUCUUGUUGUCUACAUUGACCAUGCUGAAUUGUCAGAAUGGGUUUUAUUGAAACCACAGAUACUAACUAACAUUAUUAGUCAGUUGGUGACACCACUGAAAAAGGAGGCAGGAACAGAGCAGCGAGGCUUCAGGCAGGAUUCCAAAUUACUUCAUGAUACAGGAAUGCUCACUGAACCUCUCCUAAAGCAUGUUCUUUCCAGAUGCAAAGAAAAUGAAGUGGUAAUGAAGAGUUUCCUUGAAGAAUAUGACAUCAUUUGCCCAUUAUUUCACAACAGGGAAAACAACAACAUGGCUGAAACAGUCACACAUUUUGUCCCUUCACUGUUACCAUUAUCAGAUGUAAACACACCUGUGUGGCAGGAUUCUCCAAAAGACAAAGUUUUUUAUGCAGUCUUCAAACGAUUUCUCCCACAAGCCCUUUUCCAACACCUAUUGUCACGUGCACACAGGAGCAGUAAAGUAGAAUUUCCUGAGGGGGAACCCCUAAUUUGUAAAAAUGUUGGCAGAUUUUGGUGGCGGCCAUGUACAGCCUACAGGCUCUCACAUCUGAAGGAAUUCCACAUGAUUGAGGUGACAUUUACUUACAGAGAAGAUCAAGAAAUCAAGCCAUCAGUUGCACUGAGUCAGGUGUACACUAUGAUUGAAGAUAUCUGUAAGAGGCACUUUCCACAUGUCAAGUUUCACUGUGGUCCCGCCUGUCCGUCAGGCAAAUGUCCUAAGCUCCAAGAAGACUACAUCAAACAUCCAGGUGUUCAGAGGUCACAUUACCGGCGUCAUGUGUUUAAUGUAAUGCCUGCCCGUAAGGAUCAAUCUACUUCUUCUUUCUAUUGUGUUAACCAAAACUUUGAAGAAGAUUUAACAGAAUGGGAAGUAUAGAGAUUUUAUACUUUUCAAUGACAGUAGCAAUGUUUGUGACCAUAAGGCAUCAAAGCUUCAAAUUCUAUUCUCUAAAUAUUUUCUAUGUACCAAAAGAGGAUUCUAUUUUCCUGACUCAGAAUACCAAUUAAAGCACUGCAAAUACACAAUGAUUGCAAUGCAAAUUCAGCACUUGAUGUUGUGUAUAGUCACCUUAUUAUUAUUUUUUUUUGUAUAUACUUGAUUAGGAAAUUUCUUACCAUAAGAUAAUUGAAGUUCUGAUAUGUCUGCAUUUAUACCUGUUCAGUGGCUCAAAGGUCUUACAAUAGAAACAAGUGUGUCCAUGUGCAUAUGAAGUAAUUGUGCAUAACAUGCUAAAUGAAAACUGUAAAAAAAUUUAAACUAGCCUUGGAAGUUGCAAAGUUGCAAAGUAACCCCCAAGUAACUAGCAGCUCUUAAUAACCCAAAAGGAUGAACUAGACUAACAUUUAACCAAGCACUUACAGUUAAAAACAGUUAGGCUCAGGAAAAUAAUUGUUAAAAUGAAAAUUGUAACCCACAUCAUACAAGAAGCAAUUCAAAUUUCAAUCUUGUACAAAAAAUUCUCCAUGGCUAAUUGUCAGUUUUACUUGUCUUACAAUCUUACGAUGUAAUUGUUAAAGAUAUUAAAGGAAAAAUUGAAAAUUGCGAAUCAACUACUGUACACAUGUAAGACUUUAUUCUUUCUAUCUGGAAUCAAACAUAGAAUAAAAUUCUCAAACAUGAUUAGUUAUCACAA
Stylophora pistillata is the source of this 3882-nucleotide messenger RNA. RefSeq lists its product as uncharacterized. Lineage: Eukaryota; Metazoa; Cnidaria; Anthozoa; Scleractinia; Pocilloporidae. The record is from RefSeq and is a predicted model, not a curated record.